UUCCAAUUCCGAGGAGACUGCGUUUCAAAGUGCUGAGCCCAAGCAAACUUCUUGUUUCAUGGAAGGAGCCCAAAGGAGACUUUGACAGCUAUCUAUUCCUCUACAACAGUAUACCAGGUGGUCAGCAGAGGGAAAUCAUAGUUUCUAAAUCUGAUACUAAGGUGGUGAUCAAAGACUACAACCCCUCUAAAGACUACACAGUCAGUGUCAUCUCUGUGAGUGGCAGUGAGCAGAGCAGGCCACUUCAGGGCAGGCAUAAAGCUGAAAGAGAUGAGAGUGACGGAGGAGACAAGACUGAGCCCCAGACGCUGACUGAUUCGGUUGCACCUCCUGAGGAUGCCAACGAAAUCUUUGGAGUCGACCAGUUUGUGUGUCGCACCGAGGCCAUUGCAGACAUCGUUAUCCUGGUGGAUGGCUCCUGGAGUAUUGGUCGCCUUAACUUCCGCCUGGUCCGCAUGUUCUUGGAAAACCUGGUCAAUGCCUUUGAUGUUGGCAUAGAUAAGACGAGGAUAGGUCUGGCUCAGUACAGUGGGGAUCCCAGGAUAGAGUGGCAUCUAAAUGCUUUUUACACUAAAGACGCUGUUAUUGAUGCCGUCAAGAACCUGCCGUACAAGGGAGGAAACACCCUCACAGGCCUUGCAUUGACUUAUAUCUUGGAGAACUGCUUUAAGCCUGAAUCUGGUUCACGGGUCGGGAUACCCAAGAUCGGGAUCCUCAUCACAGACGGGAAGUCCCAGGAUGACGUCAUUCCACCUGCAGAGAGCCUCAGAAAUGCUGGGGUUGAGCUGUUCGCAAUUGGUGUGAAGAAUGCAGAUGAGAAUGAGUUGCGCUCCAUCGCCACAGAGCCCCACAACAGUCACGUCUACAAUGUGGCUGACUUCAACAUCAUGAGCUCCAUAGUGGAGGGACUGACCCAAACUGUGUGUGAACAAGUGGUGCAGCAAGACAAGGACAUAAAGCAGAAGAAAAUACCAGAGACAAUUGGGCCACCGCUUGACCUGGUGACAUCAGAGGUGGCGGAACGAAGCUUUCGGGUUUCAUGGAGCCACGCCCCCGGGAACGUCGAGAAAUACAGAGUGAUUUAUUACCCUUCUGCGGGAGGGCAACCAGACGAGGAAGUGGUGGACGGCAAUGACACUUCAGUGCUGUUACAGCAUCUGAGCUCUCUCACUGAGUACCAGCUUGCCGUGUUUGCCGUGUACGCAAGCGAGGCGAGUGAAGCUCUGAGAGGAUCAGAAACAACCUUGGCUCUUCCCACAGUGACAGGCCUCCAGCUGUUUGAUGUGACUCACAGGACCAUGAAAGCAAGAUGGGACAGUGUGGACAGAGUCUCUGGCUACAUGCUGCUGUAUGCACCGCUUACAGUAGAUGGGGGAGAAGUGGACGAGAAGGAGGUUAAAGUAUCAGAUGCAGUGACAGAGCUGGAGCUGGAUGGGUUGAUCCCUCACACUGAAUAUACCGUCACUGUCUAUGCAAUGUACGGAGAGGAAGCUGGCGACCCUGUUACAAACCAGGAAACUACAUUGCCACUGAGCCCACCCAGAAACCUUCAACUCUCUGACAUCACUCACAACUCCGCCCACAUCAGCUGGGACCCAGUGCCCACAGAAGUUAAAGGUUACCGUGUUGUGUGGAUCAAGACAGACGGACUAGUUGAGAAGGAGGUGGAGGUGUCCUCUGGCAACACUUUAGACCUGAAUGGUUUAUCGUCAUUGACGGAGUACUCAGUCGCCGUAUUUGCCUUAUAUGAUGAGGGCCCGUCAGAGCCGCUCACAGAUGGAUUCACAACCACUCCUGUUCCUGGUCCUUUGAACCUGCGCUCCAGUGAGAUCAGCACAGUAAGCUUCCAGGUCAGCUGGGAUCACUCAGCUAGUGACAUCGUCCUUUACAGACUCUCCUGGGCACCAAUCACAGGCAGUGACACAAAGGAGGUGAUCUUGAGUGGAAGUGAUAACAGAUACAUCCUGAGAGACCUGAGUCCCUUCACUGAGUAUGAAGUUAUGUUGACGGCAGUAUUCAACGAUGAAUCUGAGAGUGACACCGCCUCUGUAAUAGAGACCACAUUGGCCGAGACAACAACUAUUGCUACCACAACCACAGUGGCACGUCAUGCUGUGAGAAACCUUCGGCUGAGUGGUGAGACCACUCAGAGCUUGGAGGCAUCAUGGGACCAUGAAGACCCCCAAGUGAGGAUAUACAGGGUGUCCUUUGUUGGCCUCAGCGGUGAUGAAAAAGAGACGUCUAUGAAUAUUCCUGGAGGUCAGAGGACAGCAUUGCUUCAGUCUUUACUUUCAGACACACAGUACAAGGUCACGGUCACACCGGUGUAUUAUGACGGACAAGACGGCGUCAGUGUCUCUGCCCUUGGAUCCACAAUGCCCCUCUUGUCACCUGGAAACCUUCGUGUGUGAGAAUGGUACAACCGCUUCAGAGUCACCUGGGAUCCAGCUCUGUCUGCUACAGCGGGUUACAGGAUUGUCUACCAGCCCGUCUAUGUGCCAGGACCAGUUCUGGAGACAACAGUAGCUGAGAAUGUGAACUCCAUUCAGCUCCCGAAUCUUCUGAGUGGGACGGAGUACAGUGUCCAAGUGACCGCUUCCUACCCCACGGGACAAAGCGAACCACUGCUAGUGAACGCCAAGACAUUGUUUCUUGGCAUCUCCGGCCUGUCAACCUACCAAAUACGCCCCGACAGCAUGUGUGCCCAAUGGCAGCCUCUUCUACAUGCCACAUCAUACAGAGUCUCCAUACAGUCUACACUCAAUGGUCAGAAGCAAGAGCUGAGGCUAGGAGGUGGUGCUUCCCGGCAGUGCUUCUUCGACCUCACGCCCAGCAGCCAAUACCAGAUCAGCGUUCACACCCAGCUACAGGAAAUGGAGGGACCUCCUGUGUCAGUCACAGACAUGACGUUGCCAGAGCCCACUCAAGCUCCGACUGAGCCCCCCACCACAGAGCCGCCUCCCACCCUCCCGCCUGCUAAAGAAGUUUGUAAGGAGGCCAAGGCUGACCUGGCGUUCCUGGUCGACGGCUCCUGGUCCAUCGGAGACGACAACUUCAUGAAGAUCACACGUUUCCUCUACAGCACCAUGGGAUCGCUGGAUCUGAUUGGACCAGAUGGCACCCAGGUAGCUAUUGCUCAGUUCAGUGACGAUGCUAGGACUGAGUUCCAGCUGAGUUCCCAUGGCAACAAGGAGGCGCUACUGGAAGCUAUACAGAGGAUCAGUUACAAGGGAGGAAACACCAAAACAGGUCGGGCCAUCAAACAUGUGAAGGAGACGAUUUUCACCCCAGAGGCCGGAGCUAGAAGGGGCGUCCCUAAAGUCCUGGUUGUUCUCACUGACGGACGCUCGCAGGACGAUGUCAACAAAGUGUCCAAGGAGAUGCAGAUGGAUGGCUAUAUUAUCUUUGCCAUUGGCUUUGCGGACGCCGACUACGGGGAGCUGGUGAAUAUCGCCAGUAAGCCGAGUGACAGACACGUCUUCUUUGUGGACGAUUUGGAUGCGGUGAAGAAAAUAGAAGAGCAGCUCAUUACUUUUGUCUGUGAGGCUGCAACUGCAACUUGUCCGUCUGUUUUGAUGAGUGGUAACACAAUGGCAGGCUUCCGUAUGAUGGAGAAGUUUGGACUCGUGGAGAAGGAGUACAGCACGAUACCUGGAGUGUCACUGGAGCCCGGCUCAUUUAACAGCUUCCCCUGUUACAGACUACACCGAGACGCUCUGGUGUCACAGCCGACGAAGUACCUCCACCCUGAAGGGUUACCCUCUGACUACACCAUUUCUAUGAUGCUCCGCUUACUCCCUGAGACGCCGCAGGAGCCCUUUGCAUUGUGGGAAAUUCUGGACAAGGACAAUGAGCCACUGGUGGGACUAAUCCUGGACAACUCUGGAAAGACCUUGACGUUCUUCAACAACGACUACAAAGGAGACUUCCAGACCGUCACGUUUGAUGGAACUGAAAUUAAAAAAGUCUUCCACGGCAGCUUCCACAAGCUCCAUGUGACCAUCAGCAAAACAUCCGUGAAAGUGGUGUUAGAUUGUUCUGUGGCUGGGGAGAAACCCAUCAACGCUGCUGGUAACAUCACCACCGACGGGGUGGAGAUACUGGGACGGAUGGUUCGAUCUCGAGGCAGUCAGGACAACUCUGCUCCAUUCCAGCUCCAGAUGUUUGACAUCAUCUGCAGUACCUCCUGGGCCAGCAGAGAUAAGUGCUGCGAGCUGCCAGCAUUGAGAGUGGAGGAGCAGUGUCCCGCUAUGCCUCAUGCCUGUACCUGCUCCCAGGACAGCAAAGGACCUCCAGGACCUUCUGGACCUCCUGGAGGUCCAGGCAUAAGAGGAGCCCGAGGAGACAGAGGAGAGCCAGGAGUGACGGGACCUCAGGGGCCGGUGGGAGAGAUUGGCCCUCCUGGACCUUCAGGACCACCAGGUCCUCAGGGACCAAAUGGUCUCUCUAUUCAGGGCCCUCCGGGAACUGCUGGAGAUAAGGGAGAGAGAGGAGAGAUCGGACCAGCUGGACCAAUGGGUGUUUCUGGAGGCCAGGGCUCUGUUGGUAGAGACGGCCCACCAGGACCAAGGGGCCUGCCGGGUAAUACUGGACCACAGGGGCGACAAGGGCCAUCUGGACCCGUGGGAGCUCCAGGAGCACCAGGAUCGCCUGGACCUGGUGGCUCAGCAGGGUCCCAAGGAGAGCAAGGACUUCCUGGUCCUGCUGGUGUCAAAGGAGAUAAGGGAGAAAGAGGAGAUGUGCAGUCCCAAGCUGGUGUGCGUGCCAUCGCACGGCAAGUGUGUGAGCAGCUCAUCCAGAGUCACUUGUCUCGCUAUAACUCCAUACUGAACCAGAUACCUGCCCAGUCAUCAGUGUCAGUCCGAACAGUACCGGGUCCGCCCGGAGAGCCGGGUAGGAGAGGCCUCCCCGGACCCCAAGGAGAGCAAGGCCCAUCAGGCCGGCCGGGCUUCCCGGGUACCAGCGGCCAGAAUGGACGACCAGGAGAGAGAGGUCUGAUGGGAGAGAAGGGGGAGAAGGGGAGUCCAGGUGUUGGGAGUCAGGGACCUCGAGGACCGCCUGGACCUCCAGGCGUACCUGGUGAAGGACGGACAGGAAGUCAGGGUCCUCCUGGUCGGCCUGGUAACCCUGGAACACCCGGGCGGUCGGGUAAUCCAGGCAGCACAGGACCAGCUGGCCCUGCAGGAUACUGUGACCAGAACUCCUGUUUGGGGUACAACGUCGGAGUUCAACAGGACUAUGGGAAUGAUUACUGAAGAGCAUUCUCCAACCGUCCUCCUCCUCCUCCUCCUCCU
Molecule: messenger RNA, 5294 nt
Organism: Labrus bergylta (ballan wrasse)
Lineage: Eukaryota; Metazoa; Chordata; Actinopteri; Labriformes; Labridae
Source: RefSeq, a predicted model, not a curated record